AUGGACAACACCUCAACUUUAGUGUUCACUCUGUCUGGUUUAAAUGGUACAGAGAAGUACAGGAUCCCUCUGUUUGUUGUAACAUUUCUGUGUUACAGUUUAAUCUGGGUGGCAAAUGUGACCAUUAUAGUGACUAUUAUUAUGGAUAAGAACUUCCAUGAGCCUAUGUAUAUUUGUCUGUGUAACCUGUGCGUCAAUGGACUGUUUGGCACUGCAGGUUUUUUCCCAAAGUUCCUCAGUGAUCUUUUAUCCUCUGCUCAUGUUAUUUCAUACGCUGGCUGUCUGUUGCAGGGAUUUGUGGUCCAUGCCUCUCUUACCGCUGAUUUAUCUAUUCUUUUACUUAUGGCUUUUGACCGAUAUGUGGCAAUUUGUCGACCUCUAAUGUACCACUCUGUAAUGACAAGACAAAGACUUUCAGUAAUGAUAUUUUUUUCUUGGUUUAUUCCACUGCAGCUUAAUGCUUUAGGCCCAAUUGCAACAUCAACUAUAAGGCUCUGUGGGUCACAUAUACCAAAGCUUUACUGCAUUAACUUUUUAGUAAACAGACUUGCUUGUACUCCCUUUAUAGCAGAUAUUAUAAUCCCAUCUUUUAAUUACACAUUUUACCUUGGCCAUUUCGUUGUUGUUUUUUUGUCCUAUAUUAACAUCAUAAAAACAUGCCUAAAAUCAAGGGAGGGCUGGGACAAAUUUAUGAAGACAUGUUUGCCACACAUUAUAUGCCUCAUAAUCUUUACUGUGUCAAUAACGUUUGACUUGAUGUACGUUAGAUUUGGUUCAAAUUUAGCAGAGGGUGUGAAAAAUUUUCUUGCAAUUGAAUGUCUUAUUAUUCCCCCAUUAUUCAACCCUGUUAUAUAUGGCCUAAAGCUGACAAAAAUUAGAAACAGACUACUACAAACUGUUAGGCUUAACCCAAAAUAG
Messenger RNA from Periophthalmus magnuspinnatus, 918 nucleotides. Its product is annotated as olfactory receptor 52E8-like. Gene Ontology annotation, cellular component: membrane. Lineage: Eukaryota; Metazoa; Chordata; Actinopteri; Gobiiformes; Gobiidae. The record is from RefSeq and is a predicted model, not a curated record. Gene Ontology annotation, molecular function: olfactory receptor activity; G protein-coupled receptor activity. Bases 1 to 918 code for a protein of 305 amino acids. Gene Ontology annotation, biological process: G protein-coupled receptor signaling pathway. The transcript has a single exon.